Messenger RNA from Triplophysa rosa, 3325 nucleotides. It is a transcript of the gene gsdf, whose product is annotated as gonadal somatic cell derived factor. Gene Ontology annotation, molecular function: cytokine activity; growth factor activity. Gene Ontology annotation, biological process: SMAD protein signal transduction; BMP signaling pathway. The coding region runs from base 1959 to 2516 and encodes 185 amino acids. The transcript is spliced from 5 exons. Gene Ontology annotation, cellular component: extracellular region. The record is from RefSeq and is a predicted model, not a curated record. Lineage: Eukaryota; Metazoa; Chordata; Actinopteri; Cypriniformes; Nemacheilidae.
AGAAACAGAGCAGCUGAGCAUCUCUUGACUUUCAUCACAUUCACAGAAACACCUGCGUGUGUGUGUGCGCAUCUCACCUGUGACCGCUGUGUGUGACGCUUCAGACACGGAGAGAAAACACAUUCAAUCAUUCAGAUUCACCGCAGCUAUAAUAAAAUGUCCUCCAGACAAAUGAACCAGAUAGAUUACCUGGAACUGAGUCAAUCGCUACAAAAGAGAAAGACAGAUGGAGAGAGACAGCUCUUUUAAAUGUGAACGUGUCAUCGUGUUUUAUAAAGUCACUGAUCUGGACAUUUACACACCUCGCUCGCGUUGCAUCCGCUGCUGUUUGUUUGAUUUAGUGACUCUGCAUCCCAUUUCACUGCACCAACACACACAUUCACCCUUUACAGCGCGCUUCACAUCAAUCUACACAUGCCAAAUAUAUCAAGUGAACUGCGUUUAAAAACGUCAAAUGCAACAAAAUAGAUGCAUGUGUAUGUGUAACUCACCACAUCAGUUUGUCCGCAGAAGCAGCAGAGAGAACAUGUUUUGUCUGUGAACGUGACGGAAUGAGACUGAUGGAGAUAUGAUUAUAGGGUCUUUCUCCAUCACGUGAUCACGGAUGGAUUAGGAUUAACAGUACAGAUUUACCUCAGAAUACAGACGGGGUCAGAGGUCAUUUACCGUGUGUUCACUAGUAACCCCACCAGAUUUAGUCUUGGAUUAUAGAUUGAGCAAAAACCGAGGUUCCACGAGAAAAAAACUGUCUUGUUAGUGGAUCAGGAUGGAGUGAAUAUUCUUUUGGAACGCUGUGAGGGCUAACGUCAGAUCGAGCCCGGCUGUGAACCUGUGAAGUUCUAUUUCUUUUCUGUGUGUUCUGAAAAAAGAAAUCAUUUCCAUUUCCUAACAUCAAUGUAGGUUAUUGGCAGUAUCUUUUAAUAACAGAUUUAGUUGCUGUAUCUUUAUUUAUUAAGUGUAAAAAACGUCACGUGUCAUUAUUUUUUUCAAAACAUUUGUAUUAACUGGUUUUUUAUUAGAGAACCCGUCACACUGAAUAGACAUUGUACACACCCUUGGCAGGCUUGAAGUACAGCUAUUGCUACCUACACGUGUGAACGAUGAAAUAUCUACAAAUAUCAGCUCGUGAAACAAUACAUGUCUUUAUUGAGCAGAAGUUGAUUUGCUGAGAAUGAGCUUCAUUCACACACGGCUGCUGGGAUUUCUCCUGACAGAUGGGAGUCAAGGUCACACACACACACAUGACUCCUUUGAUUCACAAGUUCAUCUCAGGUCAAAGUAAAUUUGUAUCUUUGUAUUUCAGAUGAGAGAGAAGUGAAAAGCUGUAGGAAAGAAUGAACGCAGGUGUUGGUGUAAAAGGAAUGUCCACGCAGUUUGAAAAUGUAAAAAAGCAACUUUCACUUAUAUUUGUGUAUGAAAUUAAUCUGCAUGUGUGUGUGGCAGAUGCUUUUUCAGAAUAUUCUUGUCUUGACAUGUGUAAAUGUGAUUUACAUUCCUUUCCUGAGGCGUCAUUUAAUAAAGCUUUUCCUUGAUCAUUUCUAGUGCAGUUCAUGGCCUUUAUUGAGCAACGCUCUUCAUUUUCGGUUUGAUGUAUUCAUGUUUUAUUCCACUGUUGUUGACAUUUCUGUUCCUUUCUGAUCUUUCUCUUUAUUUGUCGUCCAUACACCUGCAGAUUUGGUCUUAUCAUCUUUGCUACCAUGUGUCCUUACAAAAUGAAACGAAGAAGAAUUCACUCGUGUUUUCCUCAACGGAGCCUUUAUUCUCUUCAUUUAUCUCAUCUCCAGGUCAACACCCUCCGUUUGCUCGAUGUGAAAACAGUGUAAAGUAUUUCAAGGCCGAGCCUGGCUAACGUAGAUAAAACGCAGCUUUCCCAGGCUGCAACAAACAACAUCCAUUCCUUCUGUCCAGUCAGAGCAUCUUCAUGUUCACGUCGAGUCGAGAGAGCCGAGUUUGCAGACAUGUGCGUGAUGCUGUGUGCCGUGGUGGUUCUUCUGGCCUUUCCUCUCGGGAACAUGUAUGUUUUGCGUCCUGAAUCUGAAGCUCACAGAUGCAGAGAGGAAGUGGAAAUCAGGAAAAUUCUUCUGGAAUCUCUGAACCUUCAGCAGGAGCCGCGUGUCUCUGUGUCUGAGAUGAAACAUCUGCGUGAGCAAUGGAAAGACGCCGUCUCAUCCACAGCAGUUAACUCAACAUUCGCUGAGGAGUCUGGAAACAUGACACAGCAGAAGUGUUGCAAACAUUCUUCACAGAUUUUCAUCAAGGAUUUGGGCUGGGACGGCUGGAUUGUUCAUCCAGAGAUGUUUACCUUCACUCGGUGCAAAGCAUGCUGCCUGAAUCACUGUUCUGAGAACACAAGUUCCUCAACACAGUGCUGUAAGCCCACCGCUCAUGAUAUUCUCCCGUUCGUCUACGUGGAUGACUGGAGCAGUUUGGUGGUGUCUUCUGUGAGCGUGGCCCGUGAGUGUGGCUGUGACCCCGGAGAAGACACGCGGGAGCCUGAGGUCAUGACCCCUUCCUAAAACCCUCCGCCUCUCUCACGGGUCACGCUGACCCGUGCGAACACCAGCAUAGAGCUACUGAAACACAGUUAAAAAAAGCUUUUUAGGUUUUUGGCCUGGCUGAAAACAGGCUUUAUUCAAAUGCCUUGACAUGUUAUAAUUGCUGCUGCUGCGGUUUGGAAGUCAGACAGAAACAUUAUGAAUACAAACUCUUGGCUUUUGUGGGUUUUAAGGGUGUGAUUAAAUAUGAAGUGGAAAAAUACAAUUUUAGUGUUCUCAGAAGAUCUAAAUUCCUCAUCUAAUCCAGUUUUUUUUCUCAGAAAAGCACAAUGAAGCUUCUGUAACGAACUGAUCCAAGCCCAAAUCUCUCUGUUUUUAACUUGAGCAUUUAAUGGUUGAGGUCUGACCUGAUUUCAUUGGCCAGCAACUGUGUGUUGUGACUCCGCCAAAACUUUCCCCAUGCAGUGUAGUUCAGUCCUCUAAACACCAAAUGAAAGAUUCUCGUGGAAAAAUCAUCUGACAUGGAUGAAUUUGCUUUUUAUGUCUGUUUAUUAUGUGGACUUGUUUCUCUGUGGGAUGGUGUGGGAACAUUUUGGCUGCGUUUAAAUAUUUGCAACAUUUUUGCAUUUUGUCAUGAUAUCUUUGUUCACUGAAUCUCUUCUGUUUCAUGUUUCACAAAUCAUUUCUAACCUUAUACGCUGUGUAAAGCAGGAAUUUGAAUGGCCAGCUAACACUUUCACAUGCUUGAUGUUGUUUUUAGUCGUUAUGUUCCACUGUGAUUUUAUAUCAAAUGUAUCAGCAGCAUAACGUUUUAAUAAACGAAGCUUUUG